Molecule: messenger RNA, 7021 nt
Organism: Leucoraja erinaceus (little skate)
Lineage: Eukaryota; Metazoa; Chordata; Chondrichthyes; Rajiformes; Rajidae
Gene: musk
Product: muscle, skeletal, receptor tyrosine kinase
Exons: 17
Coding region: 426-3269 (947 amino acids)
Biological process (GO): multicellular organism development; positive regulation of kinase activity; cell surface receptor protein tyrosine kinase signaling pathway
Cellular component (GO): signaling receptor complex
Molecular function (GO): ATP binding; transmembrane receptor protein tyrosine kinase activity; protein binding
Source: RefSeq, a predicted model, not a curated record
UAGUGACCGAAGCUAAUUAAAGUUACCCGAAUCGAUUAGAGCCGUGAUAUUGUCAGCUGAAAACUGGAGGCUUGUUAUAUCUGAAAGAUGGUGAUUUAAUGCAUUGGAAAUGUUAGCCAAAGCCUAUUGUUGUGCCUAAUCCGUGGCUGUCUAAAAGAGAGAUUCACUUACUCCUGAUACAGGAGGCACAUAGGCUUGCAUGCCAGCUGAUAGCUGGAUAGGAUAAGAACCACCUGCUCACGUCCAUCACUUCUCAGCCCCAGUCUUUUGAAAUUUCCUAUUUAUACUUUGAUCAGCCUGGGCCUCUUUACGCCACUGCCAGUGGGUCCUGGAGAUAAUUCUAUAAACUCUGAUUUGAACACAGGAUACAAGGGUACACCAGCCUGUUUGGCAGAAAAAGAAAUCGUUGCUGAUCGGCGCUCACCAUGAACUUUCUCCCAAUCAACAUUCCACUCCUGACGAUCUUCCUCAUGACAACCAGGAGCUCGGCUGACAGGAUCCUUCCCAAAGCUCCACAGAUCACCAGUCCCCUGGAGACAGUAGAUGCUUUGGUUGAGGAAGAAGCCUCUUUCCUGUGUGCAGUGGAUUCAAACCCAACGGCAGAAAUAACUUGGACCCGCAAUAACAUUCCCAUAAGACCCUUUGACACCCGCUACAGUAUAAAAGAAAAUGGCCAGAUAUUAAUCAUCCUCAGUGUUGAAGACACAGACAAUGGAGUUUACUGCUGCACUGCUAACAAUGGCGUGGGGAGCUCGGCUCAAAGCUGUGGAGCCCUGCAGGUGAAAAUGAAGCCUAAAAUCAUUCGGCCACCCACUGAUGUCAGAGCACUGCUGGGGUCGAAAGUCGUGUUACCUUGCAGUACGAUGGGGAACCCAAAACCAGCCAUCUCAUGGAUCAGAGAUGAAACUGCAUUGAAAAAGGACCAACCUCGCACUUCUGUCCUUGAAUCUGGCAACUUAAGAAUUCGCAGUGUUCAACUGGAAGAUGCAGGGAAGUAUCGGUGUCUGGCGAGAAACAGCCUGGGCUUCGAGUAUUCCAGAUCUGUGACUCUGGAGGUGCAAGUCCCCGCCAGAAUUGUGAAGGCGCCCACAUCACAAAAUGUCAGCUUUGGUUCCGAAGUGACUCUGCAGUGCAAAGCCGCCGGGUUUCCGAUUCCCACCAUCAAGUGGCUGGAGAACGGGAGAGCACUCCCCAAGGGGUCAAUACAGAAUCGAAUCAUGGGGGAGGUGAUGGAGUCUCGGCUGCGUGUCUAUGUUACCAGGCCUUCGUUGUUCACCUGCUUAACGAAUAACAAACACAAUGAAGGAAGUACCACAGCAAAGGCCACUGCCACACUGGAUAUCACAGAAUGGAGAUUGUACAAAGGUGAUAUGGGCUAUUGCAGUACAUAUCGUGGAGAAAUAUGCCAAGGACUCUUGGGGAAGGGCAAGCUGGUUUUCUUCAACUCCUCUUACGCCGAUGCAGAGGGGACCCAAGAGAUGAUGGCCAGGAGCACGUGGACGGAGUUGGAUGGCGUGAGCUUGCUGUGCAAACCAGCUGCAGAGUCAUUACUCUGCCACUCCAUUUACCAGGACUGUAAUCCAUCAGGGUUGGGUCCAACUCCCAAGCCCGUGUGCCGUGAGCACUGCCUGGCAGUGAAGGAGCUUUAUUGUUACAAAGAAUGGCUCUCCAUGGAGGACAAUUCACGCAAACGAGCUUAUUCUGCGGGUUUGAAUCUACCAGACUGCCAAAGGCUUCCCAGUAUACACCAUGACCCAGACGCCUGCACCAGAGUCUCCUUCCUUGAAAUGAAGAAAGGACUUAUUACUAGAAAGUGUUACAGCGACAAUGGGAGGUAUUACCAGGGUUUGGUGAAUACCACAACAUCAGGCAUUUCCUGCCAGAAGUGGAGUGAGCAGAUUCCCCAUUUCCAUAGGCGUCUGCCAGAGGUAUUUCCUGAGCUAGCCAAUUCGGACAACUUCUGCCGUAACCCAGGAGGUGAGAGUGAAAGUCCUUGGUGCUACACCAUGAAUCGUGACAUCCGGUGGGAAUUUUGCAAUGUGCCCCUAUGUAUCAAUGUUACCUCAAAUGUAGGAGUGAAACCUAAAACAGAAACUGCAAGCAAUCCCAGCGCUUCUGCCACCUACUCAAUGACCAUCAUCAUUUCCAUAAUCUCAAGCCUUGCCGCCUCUGUGCUGUUGAUAAUUAUAAUUCUCACGUGCCAUCGUCGCCAGAAGGAAUGGCAGACCAGAAAGAGUUACAGAGGAACCGAGACCCCCACUCUGGCAGCCCUCCCUUCAGAGCUGCUCCUUGACAGACUUCACCCCAAUCCAAUGUACCAGCGCCUGCCUCUUCUUCUCAAUGCCAAGCUACUCAGCCUCGAAUAUCCAAGGAAUAACAUUGAAUAUGUGCGGGAUAUCGGAGAGGGAGCCUUUGGAAGAGUGUUCCAGGCGAGAGCCCCUCAUCUGCUGCAGCAGGAGACCUCAACCAUGGUGGCCGUGAAGAUGCUGAAAGAAGAAGCUUCACCUGAUAUGCAAGCAGACUUCCAGAGAGAAGCAGCCCUCAUGGCGGAGUUCGACCAUUCAAAUAUCGUCAAGCUUUUAGGAGUGUGCGCCGUUGGGAAGCCCAUGUGCCUGCUCUUCGAGUACAUGGCACACGGGGACCUGAACGAGUACCUGCGCAAGCGCUCGUCCAUCACCGCUCGCACCUUCAGGAGUGGCAGCAGCUUCGCAGAGUGGAGUGCGGGCUCGGCCGCCGACCCUCUGCCCCUCAGCUGCGCCGACCAGCUCAACAUCGCCAAGCAGAUCUCUGCGGGCAUGACCUACCUGUCGGAGCGCAAGUUUGUCCACCGGGACCUGGCCACCCGCAACUGCCUGGUUGGAGAGAACCUGGUGGUGAAGAUCGCUGACUUUGGCCUCUCCAGGAACAUCUACUCUGCGGACUAUUACAAGGCCAACGAGAACGAUGCCAUUCCCAUCAGGUGGAUGCCCCCUGAAUCUAUAUUCUUCAACCGCUACACCACCGAGUCGGACGUGUGGGCUUAUGGUGUGGUCCUUUGGGAGAUCUUCGCGUCAGGCAUGCAGCCUUACUAUGGGAUGGCCCAUGAAGAAGUCAUCUACUAUGUCCGGGAUGGCAACAUCCUGUCCUGCCCCGAGCACUGCCCGCCGGAGCUGUACAACCUGAUGCGCCUGUGCUGGAGCAACAUGCCGUCGGACAGGCCGAGCUUCGCCAGCAUCCACCGCAUCCUGGAGCGAAUGCACCAGAGGGUGGCCGCUGCACUCCCGGUCUGACCCGCCACCCCACUCUCUCCCAGUGGCGGGAGCACUGGCAUUGACCUCCGGGGGUGUUGGCGAGUCCUGCGGCAGGGGGGCCUGACCUCGAAUGGCUGGAGCACACCCCACACCAACUGGACACCCCCGCAACCUGCAUUUCACCUGCUUAGGCCUCCCUCUGUAGCCUGGGACACAGUUCAGGCUGCACAGCACAGGCACCAUCCCUCUCAUUCUUUGUUCAUGCACCUAUAUCUCAAUUAGAGUUGGACAUUCAUUGAAUCAUAUAUAUAUAGGUAUAUGUAUAUAUAUGAUGUUAUGAGAGUCUUCAGGAAAGAAGGCAGAGAGAAACUGUCUCCAUUGGUAAGAGGUUUGGAAACGGCAGGACCCUAAUUUAAAAUGUUUGGCAAAAGAAAGGGCAGAAGUAAAAAUCUGGAUUUGUUUUGAGCACCAGGUUGCCCCAACUAACUUGAAUGGGACUUUGCAAAGUGAAUUAAAAACAUAUAGAACAUCACAUGUAUUCUUGGGAAGAGGAAGGCAGUGGGUUAUUUCAAAGAUGUCACAGCCACAGUGGGCUGAAUGGCCUCCCAUGUAGUUAGAUUUUACCAUUCUGUUACCAAAGCUGAGUUAAUCACGGAGUGGAAACGUCAUUAUUAACCACAUGUGGGUGUUUAAAUGUUCAGUAUUAUUUUUUAUUGAAAAAUAAUUUAUCGCAGGAAAAGUAAUUGUAUAAGUAAUUUUCAACUGAAAUAUCUGGUGAAAACAAGGGUCUUUUUUUCAGAGAAGCAAUUGGCCCAAUUCAUAUCCAACACCAAACUAUUAAAAUCGUGUCAAUUAUAUGGGUAAACACAUAUGAAAUGUUUAAAAACUGGCAUAACUUCCAGAAAGGCCAAACCAAAAUACAAAAAUGAUUAAAUCAGCAGGAAAAUCCAGUGAGUGGUUCCUACUACAACUCAUGUUGUCCAAAGACUAAUGGAUGCUCGUUGGGUAUCGAGGUACUAUUUGGACAUUUAAAUCAGUUUCCUCCCACCCUGCCCACUGAUGCUGCUCCACCAGCUGAGUUCUGGAGCAGUUUGUUCUUUGUGCCAAGUAUCAGGGAGUUGAAGAUUAAAUAUUCUUUAAUCCAGCUUGGUGAACAAAGUACAGUUUUUGGUAUUUAUUUGUUAUUCUUACAUAAAAUGUGACCAGCAUUUAUUGCCCAGCCCUCAUUAACUUUGAACCAACCAGCUGUUAAAAGUCAGCCGUGUUAUUGUUGGUCUUGAGGUAUGUGUUAACCAGACCAGAAUUUUAUUCCCAAAGAAGGACAUGAGUAAUCAGAAAGUUACCGUCAGUGGGAGUAGAUUUUAAUAAUGAAUGGAAUUUAAAGUCCCUACAGUGGGCUUUGAAUGCACACAAGCAAUAAUCCAGGCCACUGGAUUACUAGCCUGGGUAGAUAACCGUAAUGCCACCAUGGCUCUGUUUCCCAGAUACACUGUUUUUCGGGCUGCCUUUGAGUUGUUGGUUACCCGCAAAAGUUGCAGACCCUCUACAGCCAUUCAUGACCCAGAGAUACGUCAGACUGAGUAAUAGGUCACCAAAUCUAGACCUCUGCACCAAUAAACAGAGCUUUUUAUACUGAAGGAAUGGGCACAGAAUGCAUGCAACACCACAUCAAUUAAACUUCACCUUCUCCACAACAGCACUGUGUUUAAGAAAAAGAAAAUAAAUCUUAUGGAAAUCGUCCGCCCUUCGUUUAACAAUGAGGUGUUGUCGACACAAAGGGGAACCAAGGCUUCCAGAGAGUCAGAAACAAAAAGAGCCUCUGCAACUUAACGGUUCCCAUUGAUUCCUCUUGUGAAUAGCUGUAUUUGUUUGUGCCGCAAGUAAGUGGUGAAUUAACAUAAAAGCGCGACUCUCACCAAGAUCCCACAGGCACACAGCCUGUUAUAGAGCAGCGUGCUUGGGUAAAUGUCCAGACGUUCUCCAGGGAUUGUGCAGUUGGUGGUAGAGGAAGAGUCCCAAUUCCAGCCUUAGCCAGCAAUCUCUAAAUGAAACAAGCUCUGUAAAAUGAGUCACUUAUUAAUUGACUGAUGAGCUUUAAGCGUUCUUUGCUCAGUGUCAACCACAUUACUGGCACAAAUGAUACCUCCGAACACAGAUUCCUAUUUAUGAGUGAGUGAGAGAGGCUUUAUCUCAAAUUGUUUGGGACAUGCUGCAGAGAUUGUUCCUGCAAUAGGUCAUUUGAUUUAAUACACUGUAGCACAAAGCUCCAAUGUGCUAUUUUUGAAUUUCUAGUGGUGGUUUGCAAAGGAGUGCUUUUUUUCUCUCUCUUGCACACUUGUAACCCUUAAGAAACAUCUUCUGCUCUGUGGGGUUAGGCUAAAAUGAUGGUUAUAAAACUAACAAUUACUUACAGGUUUUUCUUUAACUUUGCUGUGUGUUUCAUAUGAAAAACACCAUAUAUCAAUAAAAUGGAGAUGAAUUGGUGAUCUCUAUUGGAAAGAUAGAAAUGUUGUUGCUACGAGUGACUGGGAUUGAUUUUAUGUAGAGAAUUUGUAGCAUAACGGUCAUCCAGUCAUGCAAUUUUUGCUAUAAAAAUAAACUUGCUUUUAUCAGAGAAUGUUGAUGCAGUUUCUAUCAGGAGUUCUGAUAGAACUGCAGAUCUGUCCUAACUCUUGAAUUUUGAAAGAACUGUUACUAUUUAGUACGAAAUAGAACAACCAAUAUAUGUACCAUAGACUCUCAGAAAUAUAGAACCAAUAUAUGUACCAUAGACUCUCAGAAAUAUAGAACCAAUAUAUGUACCAUAGACUCUCAGAAAUGGCAAUACACUAUAUUAACGACCAAUUAAUAGGCUUUUAGUAAUUUUGUUUGAGAGUCAAUUUAGGCGAUGCCUCUGCUAUUCUUCUUCAAAAAACUGUUUUGAGAUCUAAUGUCGACCAAUAAUCAACACUUUAAUUUAUCAUUUCCACCAAAAAGUAGAAUCUCCGUAGGCCUGUAAUGAAAUAUCUCCCUGGUUUUAUUGCUCAAGUAUGUACUUGGAGCCUCAAUCGUCUAAGUGAGAGCUGGCAAUGUUAGUCGGGACAAUCCGGAAGUAGAAAGCUCAACAUGAGAGAGGGUCACAGAGACAUACCGCCAAAGAAACCACUGGGGUUUUAUAAUCUGGGCAAUGUUCACCUCUGUAUGAAAUGAUGUAUUAGCUUAGAUAAUGUCACAAAAAGUUCACCACUGCUUUUUCCAACCUUAAAUUGAUUUUCUCAUCAGCUCUCCUGGUUUAACUUUGAGCUCUCUCCUCUCUCUACAGCCAGUUUUGGCAUUUGACAUUGGUCAGUUAGGACUGAGAUAAGAGAGGUGUGUUCACUCAUUGCCCCUGAUUUUACUGGUGUGUGCCAGCAUGUGUAGGUGGAGUGGCUAGCAAUUCUAAGCACAAGUAUUGGCAAGAUCUGGACUCUCACUGCAAAAGAGGAAGUCCCAAGCCUCCACCAAGCUCCACUCCCUACCUUUUGGCCCACCCCUGGAUUCCACAUGGAAUUAAUUUCUUUAGGAAGAGCUCUCAGAUCCUGCACCAGGUAACACCUGCUAUCCAAAUGGAGCCCAUUCAUCUGGAAACUGCGCUUACAACUUGGAGAAAGACCGGAAUAAGCUGUGCAUUUUAAUGAUAAAAUGUUUUAUAAUUUAGAAGCAUUUCUGGAUAUAUUUCUUUUUAAAUCCUAACAAAUUUUGGAGCUUUUGGAUUAUUUGGGUCAUCUUGUUAGCUUCUAGAUUUUUCCUAAUGUCCGCCGAUUGUUAGGCUU